AUUUUCAGUACUGGCAGUGAAUUUCGGAACGCAGCCUGAGGACACCGUCUACUCCUACCUCCUACCUCCCACCACGCUUUGAACUUUGAAAGUGAAAAGCAGUGAAAAGGAAGGAAAAUGGCGCUAUCUUGUGCGAUUUCUAAUGAAGUACCAGAACAUCCAGUAAUAUCUCCUGUCUCGGGAUCGAUAUUUGAGAGACGUCUCAUAGAAAAAUAUGUGACUGAAAAUGGAGUAGAUCCUAUUAAUGGCAAAGAACUAUCUAUUGAGCAGCUCAUUGAUAUUAAAGCGACUCCAAUUGUCAAACCCAAACCACCGAGUGCAACUUCCAUCCCAGCUAUAUUAAAAAUAAUGCAAGAUGAAUGGGACGCUGUUAUGCUACAUUCAUUUACGUUGCGACAACAACUUCAGACUGCAAGACAAGAGCUGUCUCAUGCUUUAUAUCAACAUGAUGCAGCUUGCCGUGUGAUUGCUAGAUUGACUAAAGAAGUUACUGCCGCCAGAGAAGCUCUGGCUACUCUGAAGCCGCAAGCUGGAAUUGUUCAGGCCACUACAAUUCCACAGCCUGCUGUGGCAGUAGAAGCUGGUGGCACAGCAGCCCAACCUAUGGAACAGGCUGGCAUCACCGAAGAUGUGAUACAAAAACUUCAAGAGCGCGCGACUGUUCUUACUCAAGAACGAAAACGGCGUGGACGUUCAGUGCCGGAAGAUCUCAUGCCUCAAGACAGUAUUCGAUCAUUCCAGACUCUUGCAUCACAUCCCGGUCUUCAUUCUGCUAGUGUGCCUGGAAUUUUGGCGCUUGAUAUUCACAAUGCUGAUACCAGUAAAAUUUUAACGGGUGGUGCUGAUAAGAAUGCCACCGUCUUUAACAAGGAUACCGAGCAAGUAGUUGCAAUUCUCAAAGGUCACACGAAAAAAGUUACACGAGUUAUUUAUCACCCAGAGGAGGAUGUAGUAAUGACUGCGUCACCUGAUACUACAAUUCGUGUAUGGAAUGUUGGUACCAGUCAAACAACGUUGUUAUUGAAAGCUCAUGACGCACCUGUAACCGGAUUAUCUCUGCAUCCAACCGGCGAUUAUCUGUUAAGUUCUUCUCUGGAUCAGCAUUGGGCCUUUUCGGAUAUACGUACUGGCAGAUUACUGACGAAAGUUGCAGGACAAGUAGGACAACCAUUGACAACAGCCCAAUUUCAUCCUGACGGAUUAAUUUUUGGCACUGGCACAGCAGACUCUCAGGUGAAAAUCUGGGAUUUAAAAGAACAGUCUAAUGUUGCAAAUUUCCCAGGACACUCUGGCCCGAUCACAGCGAUUAGUUUCUCCGAGAAUGGAUAUUAUUUGGCGACAGCUGCGGAAGAUUCUUGCGUUAAACUUUGGGAUUUGCGCAAAUUGAAAAACUUUAAGACGUUACAAUUGGAGGAGUCUUAUGAAGUGAAAGAUAUUUGCUUUGAUCAAAGUGGAACUUAUUUGGCUGUGGCUGGAACGGAUGUCAGAGUAUAUCUUUGUAAGCAAUGGCAGGAAUUAAAGGUACUGAACGAUCACACAGCGGCAGCCACUGGCGUUCGUUUUGGAAAGCAUGCUCAGUACAUCGCGUCUACCAGCAUGGACAGGACGUUGAAGCUCUAUGGAUUAUCAUAAAUACAAAAUUAGAAAUUUAAGGCUCCAUUUUAAUAAGAUUAUGUUACUUGGUAAAUGUUUGAUGGAUGUCUGAUCAAUUUUGAUUUAACUAGUUCUUACAUUUUUCUUAUGUAUUGUUAAAUAAAAAGUUUAAAGUAAGUGUAA
This is a messenger RNA of Solenopsis invicta (red fire ant), 1776 nucleotides long. It is a transcript of the gene Prp19, whose product is annotated as pre-mRNA-processing factor 19. The transcript has 8 exons. Lineage: Eukaryota; Metazoa; Arthropoda; Insecta; Hymenoptera; Formicidae. Gene Ontology annotation, biological process: DNA repair; protein ubiquitination; mRNA splicing, via spliceosome. Gene Ontology annotation, cellular component: Prp19 complex; cytoplasm; U2-type catalytic step 1 spliceosome. The record is from RefSeq and is a predicted model, not a curated record. The coding region runs from base 118 to 1632 and encodes 504 amino acids. Gene Ontology annotation, molecular function: protein binding; ubiquitin protein ligase activity.